Eptesicus fuscus (big brown bat) is the source of this 337-nucleotide messenger RNA. Its product is annotated as small integral membrane protein 12-like. The transcript has a single exon. NCBI's taxonomy places the organism in Eukaryota, Metazoa, Chordata, Mammalia, Chiroptera, Vespertilionidae. The record is from RefSeq and is a predicted model, not a curated record. Bases 7 to 285 code for a protein of 92 amino acids.
GAUGUCAUGUGGCCUGUGUUUUGGACCGUGGUGCGUACCUAUGCUCCCUAUGUCACAUUUCCUGUGGCCUUUGUGGUCGGGGCUGUGGGCUACCACCUGGAAUGGUUCAUCCGGGGAAAAGAUCCCCAGCCUGUGGAGGAGGAGAACAGCAUCUCAGAGCGUCGGGAAGAUCGAAAGUUGGAUGAGCUGCUAGGCAAGGACCACACCCAGGUGGUAAGCCUUAAGGACAAGCUGGAAUUUGCCCCUAAAGCUGUCCUGAACAGAAACCGCCCGGAGAAGAAUUAAUAGAGGACACAGGGCCGUAUGGGUCCUUCCAUAGGCUGUGACUAGUCCUGCC